AUGGCGCACGCUCGUCUACCCCUCGAAUAUCGUGUAUCCAAGCUACCCAAGACCCUGCCAGUCACCUUUGUCUACGGGAGCCAUGAUUGGAUGGAUCCCCAAGGUGGCGAGCGCAGCGUCAAGCGACUCAGAGCGAGUGGGAAUAAUGGAAGCAGAAUGGUAAUUGUUCCUGGAGCAGGUCAUCAUGUCUAUCUAGAUAACCCAGACUUUAUCAACAAGCUUCUAGUCAAAGAGAUGGAUGCCGCAACCAGGAACUCUAGAGUCACCUUGACCUCGGCAUAA
Messenger RNA from Serendipita indica DSM 11827, 282 nucleotides. The record is from the annotation of a GenBank genome assembly. NCBI's taxonomy places the organism in Eukaryota, Fungi, Basidiomycota, Agaricomycetes, Sebacinales, Serendipitaceae.